Molecule: messenger RNA, 3271 nt
Organism: Oreochromis niloticus (Nile tilapia)
Lineage: Eukaryota; Metazoa; Chordata; Actinopteri; Cichliformes; Cichlidae
Product: eukaryotic translation initiation factor 3 subunit C
Exons: 23
Coding region: 178-3015 (945 amino acids)
Biological process (GO): translational initiation
Cellular component (GO): eukaryotic translation initiation factor 3 complex
Molecular function (GO): RNA binding; translation initiation factor binding; translation initiation factor activity
Source: RefSeq, a predicted model, not a curated record
GCGGAGAGCCUCGUGUUUUGUUGAUCGUCAGACUACUUCCUGUUCUGACGAAAUUGCCCGGUAAGUGCUGCACGCGUUUUCGGUGGCUUCUACAACCAAACUGGAUUUUAAAACAGCUCAAACUAAACACCGCGGAAUAACUUUUACCAGGUCGUAGAUUGGCAGCAUCCUUCAGCAAUGUCUCGAUUCUUUGCCAGGUCUGACAGUGAGUCAGAGGAGUCCUCAUCUGACGAUGAGAUCACUGAUAAAGCACCCGGAGCCACUUUCAAGCAGUCGCUGCUUCUUAGUGACGAUGAGGAGGACACAAAAAGAGUGGUGCGCAGCGCCAAAGAUAAAAGGUUUGAAGAGUUGACGAACCUCAUAAAGACUAUCCGCAACGCUAUGAAGAUUCGAGACAUGUCCAAAUGUCUGGAGGAGUUUGAGCAGCUUUGUCGAGCCUUCCUUAAAAGCAAGAAUAUAGUGGAUAAAGAGGGUAUUCCUCCCUUCUAUAUCCGCCUUCUGGCUGACUUGGAGGACUAUUUGAACCAGCUUUGGGAGGAUAAAGAGGGGAAGAAGAAGAUGAACAAAAACAAUGCAAAAGCUCUCAGCACCCUGCGUCAGAAGAUCCGCAAGUACAACAGAGACUUUGAGUCAGAAAUAGCAGCAUACAAGGAGAAUCCACAGGAGUCUGCAGAUGAGGAGGAGGAGGAGAAGGAGCCAGAGGACUCUGGCUCGUCCUCUGACAGUGAAGGAGAGGUGUCAUCCAAGUCCUUCUUGAAGAAAAAGCCUGAGGCGCCUUCAGAAGCCACCAAGUUUCUUAAGACUGCCAAGGGAUCUGGGGAUGAGUCCUCUUCUUCUGAUGAAGAUGAUGAUGAUGAUGGAGACUGGAGCCCAAGCGACACAGGCAGCAGCAGUGAAACCUCUGAUAAGGAAGAAGAAAACGCCUUAAAGAGGAAGCGUCUUGUGACCUUCCUCAAGGUUCAAAGAGCCCAGGACACUGAAAAGCCCGGUGUCCGGAAGGAGGAGAGGAAGAAGAAGCCAAAACAGAAAGAACAAAUUGAGGAGGAGGCUGAGGAGGAAGGAGGCUGGGAGAAGGUUAACAGAGGAGUACCUCUGGUUAAGGAGAAACCCAAAAUGUUUGCUAAAGGCACAGAGAUCAACACCGCGGUGGUGGUGAAGAAGCUGAAUGAGAUCCUGCAAGCAAGAGGCAAAAAAGGAACAGACAGGGCGGCUCAAAUUGAGCUAUUUCAUGCUCUGGCAGCCAUCGCUGCGGAGAAUAACUUGGGCCAAGGUAUCCUGGUCAAGAUCAAGUUCAACAUUAUUGCCUCCUUGUACGACUACAACCCCAACCUGGCAGCCUUCAUGAAACCUGACAUGUGGAAGAAGUGUCUGGAUUGUAUAGAUGAGCUGCUGGACAUUCUCUUUGAGCACAACAACAUCUUCAUCGGAGAGAACAUCGCAGAGGACAGCGAGAAUCUGGCCGUCUCCGAUCAGCCUUUCAGGGUGCGCGGAUGCAUCUUAACCCUGGUAGAAAGGAUGGAUGAAGAAUUUACAAAGAUCAUGCAGAACACUGAUCCCCACUCUCAGGAAUACGUUGACAAUCUGAAAGACGAGGGCAGGGUUUGUGGCAUCGUUGACCGGCUGCUCACCUACCUGGAGAACAAAGGCUCCACAGAAGAAAUUUGCCGUGUCUACCUGCGCAGAAUCAUGCACACCUACUACAAGUUUGACUACAAAGCUCACAGACGCAGCCUGGGCCUGCAGGGAGAGACCAAGUCCGAGCAGGACCAGGAGGAGAGCAAGGAGGAGAGCAAGGAGGAGAGCAAGGAGGAGAGCAAGGAGGAGAGCAAGGAGGAGAGCAAGGAGGAGAGCGAGGGGGAGGACAGCGCUGUGAUCAUGGACCGCCUCUGCAAGUUCAUCUACGCCAAGGAUCGCACCGACCGUAUCCGUACCUGUGCUAUCCUCUGCCACAUAUAUCACCAUGCUCUGCACUCACGCUGGUACCAGGCACGUGACCUGAUGCUGAUGAGUCACCUGCAGGACAACAUCCAACACGCUGACCCACCUGUACAGAUCCUGUACAACAGAACAAUGGUCCAACUUGGCAUUUGUGCAUUUAGGCAGGGCAUGAUUAAAGAUGCCCACAAUGCACUGCUGGACAUUCAGUCCUCUGGCCGUGCCAAGGAGCUGCUGGGUCAAGGUUUGCUCAUGAGGAACAUGCAGGAGAGGAAUGCAGAGCAGGAGAAGAUUGAAAAGCGAAGACAAGUGCCAUUCCACAUGCACAUCAACCUGGAGCUGCUGGAGUGUGUGUACCUGGUGUCAGCCAUGCUGCUGGAAAUACCCUACAUGGCCGCCCAUGAGUUUGAUGCCCGCCGCCGGAUGAUCAGCAAGCAGUUCCAUCACCAGCUCAGGGUCGGGGAGAGACAGCCCCUGCUAGGACCCCCAGAGAGCAUGAGGGAGCACGUGGUGGCAGCCAGCAAAGCCAUGAAGAUGGGAGACUGGCGUACCUGCCACUCUUUCAUCAUCAAUGAGAAGAUGAACAGUAAGGUUUGGGACCUGUUCCCUGAGAUCCAGAGAGUACGCGAGAUGCUCGUCAGGAAAAUCCAAGAAGAGUCACUGAGGACCUAUCUGUUCACCUACAGCAGUGUGUACGACUCCAUCAGCAUGGCGACGCUGUCUGAGAUGUUUGAAUUGGAGAUGCCCACAGUCCACAGCAUAAUCAGCAAGAUGAUCAUCAACGAAGAGCUGAUGGCGUCACUCGACCAGCCUACACAGACAGUGAUGAUGCACCGCACUGAGCCAACGUCUCUGCAGAACAUGGCUCUGAAGCUGGCAGAGAAACUGGGCAACUUGGUUGAGAACAACGAGCGUGUAUCUGACCUGAAACAGGGCAUCUAUGGCGGUUACUUCAACAGGGAUCAGAAAGGUGGCUACCAACAGAAGCAAUCCUACCAGAGAGAUCAGAAAUCUUACCAGCAGAAGCAGUCGGGCUACCAGAGAGGCGGUUACAGGAAUCAAAAUCAAGGAAAUUACUGAGCUUGAAGUUUGUGGAUUUCAGUUUUUCCAGCAGAGCUGGUCUUCAUUCUAAAGCAACAUCAGUGCCUCAUUUUGUGAGCUUGGCUCUUGGUCGUGCUCCCUCAAUGAAACUGUUUUGCUGCUGCUUCUAUGUCAGUUAGCAUUGCUUUGUGUCAGCAACAGCAUAAUGUGAUAUUUCACUUCUGUCAGUUGCUUGGAAUAAAUAUGGAGUUUUAUUAUUUUUAGCAGAAUAUUAAUAAAUAAAUAUUAAACAGUG